Messenger RNA from Acipenser ruthenus (sterlet), 4534 nucleotides. RefSeq names its product membrane-associated guanylate kinase, WW and PDZ domain-containing protein 3. The record is from RefSeq and is a predicted model, not a curated record. Bases 483 to 4289 code for a protein of 1268 amino acids. Gene Ontology annotation, biological process: signal transduction. Gene Ontology annotation, molecular function: protein binding. NCBI's taxonomy places the organism in Eukaryota, Metazoa, Chordata, Actinopteri, Acipenseriformes, Acipenseridae. Gene Ontology annotation, cellular component: cytoplasm. The transcript has 17 exons.
GUAAUGUAGUUUUUUAGUCGCCGCAAUCAAAGUACGUUAAUGAAGCAGAAUACGACAGUUCCCAGAAUGCCUGUGCGGCACCGGAACCCGAAGGGCAUUCGUGUAAUCAUUGCCAUGGCGACUAAAAAUACUGCUGGGAGUUGUAGGCGUACCAAAGCAGUUUUUGCUUGGCAUUAAAAAAAAAUCGAUGGUUAAAAUAUAAAUACGAAAAGCAGUAUUUUCAAAACGGGGUACACAGUCAUUUAAAACAUAGGUGAUUUUAUAGAAAUUCGUUACGUUAGAGAAAAAGUGCUGUUGUUGCUAUGGAGACGUUUUAGCUAGUUAAGAUUAUUAUUAUUAUUUUUUAAAGCGAAUUUGAUAACGUUAAUAAGACGCAAAAGAAAACGCACACACAACGUCGUCAGGCUGUGUCGUGUCGAGGAUAUUAGUAUGGAGACGAGACGAUAGAAAAAGGGGGAAAAAACAGACAAAGCUGAGCCGCGAUGUCGAAGGCCAUUGGGCGGAGGUUCCAUUGGCGCUCCAAGGUCCAGGAGAGCUUUGUGCCACUGGACGUGGCCUCAGGCGAGCUGGGCGUGGCAAUGGGGGGCGGGGCUGACUACGGGGAGUUCCCAUUCGUCCUGGGGGCCCAGGGGGGCGGGGCCGGGCUGGGUGAUCUGGUCCUGGAGAUCGGGGGGACCCCCGUGUUGGGGCUGACACUGGGGGACGUGAGGGGAGUCCUAAACAGCUGCCCCCAGCCCGUCCGCAUCAAGACAGUCCCGCCAGGGGCCACCCUUUGCAAGGACCUGCGUCUGUACCUCAGUAAGUGCUUCACUCCCGGCUCUGUGGACAGCCAGCUGCAGCAAGUGAUCAGAGAGAACCUGUACCUGAGAGCUGUGCCGUGCACGACCCGACCGCUGCGGGACGAGGAGAUCCCCGGGGUGGAUUAUAACUUUGUGAGCAUCCAGGACUUCUUCUCCCUGGAAGAGAGCGGGGCGCUGCUGGAGAGCGGCAAGUUCAAAGGGAAUUAUUACGGGACCCCCCGGCCGGUGCACAUCGGAGAGGACAGUCCCCCCAUCUCGUACCAGGAGCACCGCAACCUGCUGCAGAAAUUCAACACCCGCAGCAAGUCCCUGAGCAACCUGGAGAAAGUGGGAGAGGACGAGGACGGCAGUGAGGAGGGAGACUCGGGGCUGUCUGGUGGCUCUGCGGCGAACAACCCCGCCCCCACACCGUCCCCCAGCCAAUCUCGUGACUCGAGCGGAGGGGACGGCAGUGCGCUGGAGAACGGGGGCGACCCCCUGCCGGGGAACUGGGAGAUGGGGUUCAGCGAGAGCGGGGAGCCCUACUUCAUAGAUCACAACAGCAAGACAACCACCUGGCUGGAUCCCAGAACACAGACCAAGGAGACGCUGAACAAGACGGAAAAGAUGUCUAUGUUCACUGAUAAGCCGUCGGAGCUGAAAGGGUACUCCGUCCACACACGCCUCUCCAAGGGGCCCCGAGGAUUCGGGUUCAACAUCGUGGGGGGCAGCCGGCCCCAGGAGUUCCUGCAGGUGUACAGUGUGACCCCUGGGGGCCCCGCAGCCUUGCGCACAGCUGAUAUUCUGGUCUUUGUCAAUGACACCUGCGUUCUGGGAAUGUCCCACAAGGGGGCAGUAGAAAUGCUCAAGUCUGUGCCUGCCAGCCACAGUGUUGAUCUCGUUCUAAGAAGGGGGUACCCCAUGCUCUAUAACCCAGACGGCUGCCCCAAGCUCAAAGUUGACUCCCCGGUGAUCAACGAACCCCCACAGGACGAAGCUGGCAACACCAACGGGUACCCCAGCAUUCCCAGUGUUUCCAGCAACGGAGUGCAGGAUGCCAGCAGCCCGAACGCAAACCAGCCGUCGCCCAACCUAGCCAUCAACCGCCUGCCGGCCUCCCACAGCGCCCUCGAUCUCUCUUCAAUACGCAACCAGAGGACUGCAGCAAUGGGCAACCUCAACAACAACUCGGCACUGCCUGGAUUUGACAACAGCAGCAGCAAACUCAACCUGAAUCUCAUGGACCCGAUCCCCCUCAAACCAGAGACAGGAGGGGGAGGGACAGCAGGAGCGACCCCAGCCUCGAGAACAGAUUGUGGGGCAUUAAAACAGCAGCCGGUCCCUCCCUUGCAUCCAACAACAGAAGCGGAACACAGAACGGACUGCGGGUUCCACAGUUGCCCGGGCAACACCAAUCAAGGCUCGGCUGCCCAGGCUGGGGUUCCGGAAGUGGGCGGGGAGUACAUCCCGGUGCCGGUUGGGCGCAGCGAGCAGGGGGCGGGAUUCACGGUGGGAGGGGGCGGGCCGGGGGGCGGGCUGGCGGUGGUGAAGAGGGUGCUGGACAGGAGGCAGUGCCCGGCCCUGGAGCCGGGAGACGCCAUCGUGAAGGUGAACGGGGCCAGUGUGCAGAGUCUGAGCUUCCCACAGCUGGAGAAGGUGCUGCAGGAGCACAUCAGGCAAGGGGACGUGGUGCUGCUGGUGUACAGAGAGGCCUCUCUGCGAUCAACUCUCUCUCCAGGCUCGUCCCAGAACGGCUCCCAGUUAAACCAGUUCCCAACCCCUCCAAACCAGCUGUCGGUGCCCAGGACCCCCAGCUCCAAAGACCCCGGCCAGGGUACAAACAGCACGGGCUCCAGUGGAAAUCUGACUGGACUGAACAAGCAGCCUGACAGCCUGGACAAGCGACCCCCAAUCCCAGAGCCCGCACUGGGGUUCAAGAAAGACCUCGUGAAGAGCACCAGCUUUCUCGAACCGGUUCCUGUGACUUUGACCCUGGAGCCCCGCGACUGGCUGAACGCGGGGGGCGCCACAGGAAGUGCAGAGCUGGGGCAGGAAGCCGUGAAGGAGACGUCCCCGCGGGGCGUGGAGGUGGAGCUGAGGAGGCGCCCGGACGAGGGGUUCGGGUUUGUGUUUGUGACGGAGCGCGACGGCAAAGCGAGCUCGCUCCUCCCUCACAAGAUCUCUCAGAUUCGGAGGGGCAGUCCCGCUGACCGCAGUGGCCGGAUCAAGGUGGGCGAUCGACUGAAAGCUGUGAACGGUCAGCCGGUCCAGCGCAUGCCUCACCGCGACAUCGUGGAGCUGUUCAGGAAGGCUGGCAACACCAUCCGGCUGCACAUCGUCCCACGCAGCAACACCAAUCCCUCCAGCCUAUCACAGACCACAGACAUGGAACCAGAGCCCAAAGGGAGAAGAGGCCAAAGGUCAAGGUCAAAGGACUCCCAGUACUACAACGUGGAACUGGACAGGGGUCCCACGGGAUUCGGGUUCAGUCUGAGGGGGGGCAGCGAGUACAACAUGGGCCUGUAUGUGCUGGGGCUGAUGGAGGGAGGCCCAGCCGCUCGGAGCAAGAGAAUACAGGUGAGUGACCAGCUGGUGGAGAUCAAUGGGGACAGCACGGCAGGGAUGACUCACACCCAGGCUGUGGAUCAGAUCAGGAGGGGGGGCAGACGGAUCCACCUGGUCCUGAAGAAAGGCAACGGAUACGUGCCUGACUACAGCCCUGAAUUCGGGGACGGGAGCCAGCACUCCCCACCCCCGCGGAGCCCCGACCGGGACCUCACUCCCCAGGCCCAGACGGAUCUGGCUCCAGUAGGGUACCGAACCGGGCUGAGGGAGAGUCGCGGGGCGACAGAGGAGGAGGAUGAGGAGGAGGAAGAGAGAGACAGGAGGAGGAAAAAGAGGCGGACGGCUGCAGCGGCCUCCAGCAUCACCAAACCCGACGCCUGUCAGAAGGAGCCUCAGAGACACAGGGGGGGAGGAGGAGGGAAGGGGAGCAACCAGAGUCUGCCCAGGGACAGGAGGCUGAGAGAGGGGUCCUGGGACGAGGAGGGAGGCUCAGAUUUGGAGAGGGAGAGGGAGAGGGAGGGAGGCAGACAGAGGGAUUCUAAAGAGAGGGGCAGGGGAAGAGUGAGGGAGCAGAGAGGGAAGGAGAAGGAGGAGAGGAAGGAGGACAGGCGAUCAGAGUCUCUGGAAAGCAGUCGGAGAAAGGAAAAGGGGAGAAGCAGCCUUCGGGGUUCAUUAGAGAGAGCUCCCGACACCCCGAAACCGGAACGCACCCCUUCCUGGAGCAGGGAAGCUGACGGAUUUGGAGAGGAUUCGAGAGCCAGCGGAAAGCAGGGACCCCAGCGAGCAGCGAGCCCAGGGGCCGCGUCGGACAGACAGACUGGCGAGUACCUGCUGUUCAAGAGCCAGGGGCAGCUGAGGAGCUCCGUGCAGCCUGGACCCUGGCUCAUGCCCAGCAAGGAGAAACUGUUUGAGAUUUUGGAAAUCAAUAAACUCAAACGGAACUGAUUUUAUAUAUAUAUAUAUAAGUACAAUACUGUAUUAAAAUAAGUUUUUUUAUAUAUAUAUUUAAAAAAAAAAGUUAUAUAAUGGGCUGUUGUGUGUAAUGUGUAAAUAUGUAUUAUAUGGAGAAUAUAAAAAUAAAAUCACAAAUGUAAAUAAACACAGAGCACAGCAGCGGUUAAAACGUUAUUUCUUGAGAAGGUUUCAUCCAGCACUGUACAUGCACACUUCCAUGCAGGUCCACCAUUAUU